UUCAGCGCCGACAAAAUGCAGGAAGACGCCGAGGCUAAAACGCAACAAUUGCAAAAUUUUCAAUCGGAUGAUUUGCUGGAAAAGCUCAAAUUGCUCAACUAUGAGAAGCAUCUGCUGAGGGAAUACAAAUUGAAGCCCUUGUCGCGUUUCUAUUUCGUCAAGGCCACAAAUCCUGGCGAGCAGUUCUUCAUGUUUACGUUGAUUUGCUGGUGGCUGUGCAAGAAACUGGGCAAGGACAUGGAACGGCCACAGGAGCACGAUGAUCCCAAUACGGUUAUAGCCAAGAUCAUACAAAUACUCGAGGAAAUUGAUGUGCCCGUGGAAUUUGCACCCAACAAGCUCAUACGUGGCGCCGGUCCCAUCUGCCUCAUGGUGCUCGACGUGCUGGCCACCCAGGCGCUGAAGGUGACCAAGGUGAACUAUCAGCGCCUGCACAUUGUGCAGGAGGAGGAGUUCGUGGGCGACUAUUUGGAGGACAAUGCCGAAAUCAUACUGGAGAAGCUGGAGGAUGAGCAAAACGCCGCCGCUCUCAGCGACGACAGCGAUCUCGAGCUGGAGGCGCACAAUUUCAAGCAGCUCAAUUGGCUCAAUCGCCAGAAGCGUGCCAUGGGCGAUAUGCCGGCGUCGAGCGUCGCGACGGACGAGCAAAGCCGUGAGCUGAACGCCCGGCUCAGCGACCAUCAGGAGUGGCGUUUGGAGCUGGAGCGCGUGCUGCAGCAGCUCAAGGUGUUUGUCAAGGCGGAUGCCCGCGACUGGCGCACCCACAUCAGCCAAAUGGAGAGCCUCAACACGGGCAUCGCCAAUGUGGCCGAGCCUACGCAGACGCAGCUCAAGAAACUCCACAGCGAGUUCACCUUCAGCCUGGAGAAGAUCGAGAGCCGUGAGAAACAUUUGAACAACGAGCUCCAGCAGCUCAUCCAGCAAUACAAGGAGCUGUCCAUUGAGCUAUCCACCGUUCAGUACGCUCAGACGCAGCUCCAAGCGGACUCCGAGCAGCAAAUGACGCAGCUCAGCGAGGUGAUGGCCGAGCAGGAGCUCAAGAAACAGGAAAUGGAGCGACGCGGUCAGGUUAUGUCCGAUGGAAGCUCCGUUCAGCAGAUCAAGAAGGCGAUUGUCAAGCUCAAGGAUGACAUUGCGCAACUGAAUCUGGAGGUGGCACUGCUGGUGCAUGCCUACGACCAGGACACAGUGCGUCAAACGCUCGGCGCUGCUGACCAGACAAACAACUGAUAGGACAGGCAGGAGUCUAUAACAAUGUAUAUUUAGCAUAUGAAUGCGAUUCCGGUGCCCGGUCAUAUUUCACACUUGGCCAUGGGUGCGAGUUGUUGUUGUUUCUGUUGUUGUUGGCCUUGUUUUUACACCGAUCGAUGCCUAUCACAAUCAGUUCAGGUGAGCGCAGUGGAUGGGGGAGGGGGUAGGACCACCGGCGUUGCUCCGCCCCGUCGACGAGCGUUUGAUUUGAUUGCCGCUCUGCUGAUAAGCUUCGUAAUUGGUUGCUAAGCCAAUAGGGCGGUCAAUUAUCACCUCUUUGUUAUCUCCACUUCACACGCACACACACACGCACACACAGAUGCACACACAGGCACAUGGACACGCGUGUCCUGCGCGCUGAUCAGAUAAGCAGCCACGUCGCACUAUCGUCCGCGUAGAUGAGAAGACGCCGCUUCGGCCGCGACUACCACAUAACCGAAGCCAACCCAACCCAACCAAACCCAACCUAACCGAACCUAACCAAACCGAUCCGUAACCAAAACCAAAACCAAAACCAAAACCAAAGCAAACCUAAGACGCAACCGCGAAACCCCGGGCUGGCCGUAGGUGUUGCUACCCCCGACCCUGUCUCUCCCUCUGCCCGCUACCUCUCCCUUUACGCUGCCUGCCGCGCACGCGCAAACGCUUUGUUUGCCCACUUGGCCCGGCUUAUCAGCCCAAUGUGCAAUGCCCAAUCCCCGAUGCCCAAUUGCCAGGUCCAGGCUGUGAUCCCGAUGCGCAACUUGUUGUGAUUUUCGCUGCGGCUUGCCAAAGGUGCUAAAAGGUUUUCCCAAAAACCAAAAGGAAGCAAAACAAAACAGCGUGGAAACAGCCAAGGAAAAUUCUUUGCACGCGUGCAGGUUUUUCCAUCCUUGAAAUAACCGUAUGUAAGCCAAUAGACCAUCAAAUAAACUCUAUGUUAAAUGCUGCAUCUUAUACUUAUAUAUA
This is a messenger RNA of Drosophila montana, 2199 nucleotides long. It is a transcript of the gene IFT57, whose product is annotated as intraflagellar transport 57. Gene Ontology annotation, biological process: non-motile cilium assembly; intraciliary transport. The record is from RefSeq and is a predicted model, not a curated record. Gene Ontology annotation, cellular component: intraciliary transport particle B; centrosome; Golgi apparatus. Lineage: Eukaryota; Metazoa; Arthropoda; Insecta; Diptera; Drosophilidae. Bases 16 to 1230 code for a protein of 404 amino acids. The transcript has 3 exons.